AUGAUGAUUGAGCCGCCGUCUCCCGUCCACGAGCACGACGCAACUCUUCGGCUUCCUGCUGAGGCGGCUUCCCAAGUUCCACGCUCCCUUCCGCAAGUUGUGCCAAGAUCGAAUCCUCCUCCUCCGAAUCCUCCGUUUGUGUUCCCGCCUCGGCCUCUUUCUUCUUCCUCGACAACGUUCCCCCGGACAACAGCUAGACGUCCUCGAUCUGCUAUUGAGCCGCGCGACGCUUUUCCGAGAGUUGAAGUGGACAAUGGAAAGCCCGCUUCGCGCCCCCCUCCUCUUCCGGCCUUUUCAUUCAACCCUGGUGCUUCCUUGCCGGAUCCUCCAAGCGCCGACAAGAUGUUCCUCAGCCCUCCAGAGUCGCCAUCUGCACAGAGCUCACCGCGGUUGAUUCCGACCCGUCCACAUGGUCUUGGGCAUCGUCGUGGUGGCAGUGAAUUUGUAGGCGGAAGCAUUCGCGAUGGGGAGGCCAUCACAGUUUUGACCAACGGUUCGAGUCCGACAAAGUCUGAGAGCGGCACGGCCUCGCCGAUGCUCCAGCCAACGCGUCCUCGCAGAGGCCAUGCCCAUCGGAGGUCAGCUGCGAUUUCUAGCCACGAUCUUUCAUCAAUUAUCGUGCCGCCCUCCAACCGCAAUGUUCAGGGAGGGAGCUCUCCUUCGAGCCCAGUGGUCCCUAAGGGACAGUCGGGCCUGAGUAUGUCGCCUGAAGCGAAGCCGGUCGAGGCUGCACCCACUGUUUCCGUGCCAGAGACGGAGGCUAGUUCCAGCAUCCAGAAGGAGGAAUUUGCUCUUGCUCCUGAGCCAGAGACACAGCCCGCCAAACCUGCGACACGUAACAGAGUCGGCUUUUCAGAUACCCUGGAAUACAUCCCGAGGCCGGUGUCUAUAGUCUCUACCGACACUUCUAGCACUGUAACUGCACGUCCGGGGCAUUCUGUUUCGGGCAGCAUCUCCUCCAUUAUGGAGGUGAACCAUACUUCAGGCCCCAACUAUCCGUCGGUCACGGAGAGCCGACCCAGCACGGCAGGCGCCAUUCUUGAGCGGUCUCAAACCUCACAGGAACAGGACGUCCCUCCUCCUGCUCGCCGCAGGGGGUCAAUUCCUCUCCUUGGCUCUAUUCCGCCAGCAUUCCCCUCCGGCCCAGCUACUCCGAGCCCAACACGGGCCUCGAAGAAGUGGUCACUCUUUGGCCGCGAUUCUGCCACAGGCUCGCCUACUCGCUCCAAGAUCGAGAGCCCACGUAUUUCCGACUUGAACCUCGAUGCUGAGGAACGCAAGUCUUUGGAGCGUGCUCCUAACGGUGAGGCUGAUGAGCCCAAUGAAAGCCAAGCUUCCAGCAAAGCGGCGGACAAGAAGAAGAAAACCAAGAAGCCAAAGAAGGUCAAGAAUUGGGCCGGGUCUAUCCUGUCCCGAAAGGGCAAGCAUCACGGCAAGCCCAAGAGGAGGGCUCCUACUCCACCGCCGCUUCGUCCGGCUGAGUUCGAGGAUAUAGCAGACAUGUUCCCGGAGCCUGAAGCUCCAUCCCCGACUUGCCCGCCUUCUCAGGCUACAGAAGGCGUUAGCUGGGAGACGUGGACAUUCCCCAAGCCUUCCACAACCUCCGAUGACGACUCCUCCUAUCCCAUGAUCGACUUGGAUGCUGCUUUGGGCCCGUUCAACACCCCUCUCCCACGGAACCCUGAGUGGGAAGCGGCCCAGCGGGCGGCCGGGGGACGCUACAGGAAGGCACUGCACAGCGCUGCCGGCAUGAGCCGGUUCUCUGGUCCGGGAAUGCACUAUUAUCACCGGCGUGCCGAGAGUGCUCCAGAGCUGGCUCCUUGGGAAGAUCGGUUUGGCUUUCCGCGCUUCGGUAGCAGUUCUACCAUGGCUGAUGUGUUUGAGGAGGAUGAGGAAGAGGAGGAAGAAGACUCUAAGGCCAACUCAGUCAAGCAGCCUACUACUGCGCCUGAGACCACAACGAAGUCGGAGCUUUUAACCCCCACUCAGGAGGACACGGCUGCUGAGCAGGUCCACCACGAUGGUAUGCCCUCGAGCAGCACUGCGUCCCUACCUACCGACGCUCCUGCCAAGUCGCGCGAGCCGUCUUUCGAGCAGCCCAGAAUCCUGAGCUCUGAGGAUGUGAUUAUGGUCGAACCAGGCCAUUUCUAUUCCGCGACUCCGUCUACCCCGUCUUUGGCGCACGACAAGUCUGCCUCUGCGACUCCUUCUCCUCGCCACGUCUUCCGGCCCAAGGACCUUGGGCCUGUCGAGGUCAGCCCCCUCGACUUGCCCACGCCUUCCCUGGGUCCGGUCAGCCCUUGGUCAACGUCACAAUCACCAUUUCCAUCACCGCGGUCGCCAAUGUCGUACGACGCUCAGUGCAUUUCUACAGCGCCGUCAUCAAUCACAGACGGCGACUUCCAGUCGCUGCUGCUGGGCGAGCCGGGCCCUGAAGUCCGAAUCUCAGUCGACGAUAUUCCGUCUUUGACUAGCAGUCAAUCGACUAUGACUCGCGACAGCCUCUUCCCGCAGCACCCACAAGCGAGACAUCCGCCACUGAAGGACCAGCCGAGGCCUGCGUCGUUUACCGCGACUGCCUUUGGGCGCCGUCGUUCGAGCCUGGCAAGCCUGAGCCGGCUGGUCAGUAGUUCGCACGGCGAGCGGAGCAAGCUGUCGCUGGAGGUUACGUUGGACAGCGAGCCGGAAGAGAACAACAAGAAGAAGAGCAAGAUCAGCAAAGCUAAGCGGCUUAGCCGGAUGAUGCAGUUCUGGAGGUCGAAGGAGUCCCAUCAUCACAAGGAGGGAUAA
Messenger RNA from Thermochaetoides thermophila DSM 1495, 2790 nucleotides. RefSeq lists its product as uncharacterized. The transcript has a single exon. The coding region runs from base 1 to 2790 and encodes 929 amino acids. Lineage: Eukaryota; Fungi; Ascomycota; Sordariomycetes; Sordariales; Chaetomiaceae. The record is from RefSeq and is a predicted model, not a curated record.